AUGACUAGGAGGUCCAACAAGGACAACCUAGUUGAACAUCCAGAGAUAGACAAGCUUGAGAAGCAACUUAGGAAGCAAAAAGCCCAAGAGAUGGCCGACGAAGCAGCUCGCGCUCACGCCGCUGAAGUGGCGCGCGCUCAAGAAGAAGGAAGAGAUCCACCUCCUCCUCCUCCUAAUCCACAAGAUCCUGCUGGAGAUGUGAAUGCACAACCUCAAGCUGGAGCACCUACAAUCGGAGACUAUGACUCUGCCGAUGCUUUCUUCAUGGAUAGAAACCCUAUCCAUCCACCACUUCCUGCAAGGAAUGACUAUGAGAUCAAGCCUCAGAUCAUAGCAUUGGUUAGACAGAACCAAUUCAAUGGACUUCCAGCUGAGCACCCUCUUGAUCACAUAGAAAACUUUGAAGAAAUUUGCAGCACUACAAGAUCCAAUGGAGUCUCUGCUGACUACCUUAAGUGCAAGCUCUUUUCAUUCUCUCUUGGCGACAAAGCUUCAAGAUGGUUGAAGUCUCUGCCAGCUCACUCCAUUACCACUUGGGAUGAGUACAAGGCUUUCAUCAACCACUUCUACACCAAGCAAAGAUCAAUUUCUGUGAGGAACAAGAUCUCCAACUUUCGCCAAGCCAACAAUGAAUCUUUCUAUGAGGCGCUAGACCGAUUCAAGGAGUACAUUAGGGACUGCCCUAAUCAUGGUUUCAAUGAGGGAAACCUAUGGAACAUCUUCUAUCGUGGCAUAGACCACAAGUACAAGCUUUCAUUGGACACUGCAAGCAAUGGAAACUUCAUGACCAAGACUGUUGAUGAAGCUAAGGUUCUUAUUGAGAAUCUUGCAGCUAGUGAUUGUAACAACUGUCCUGAUUAUGACCGCUCAAGCCGCACCACUACUAGCUCCCCUGAUUCUUUUCAAAUGACUGAACUCAAGAACAUGAUGGCUCAAGUUCUUAAGGGACAGCUCAAGCAUAUCAAUGCAAUAGAAGGGAUGAGUGAUGCUAAUGAAGACCCAUCAAGAGAAUGCAUGGGAGAUUUCUCUAAUGAAGCCAAUGAAGAAGAUGUGAACUACAUUGGAAACUAUGGGAACAAGGGAUACAAUCCAAGCUAUCGCCCAAACCCCAACAUGUCUUAUAGAAACCCCAAUGUGGAGAAUCCUCAAGACCAAGUGUAUCCUCCAAGGUAUCCACAACAACAAAGACCUCCUUACCAAUCUCAAGGAAGUCAAUUUCAGCCAAGGCAAGGAUAUGAGCAGAGAUCAUCAUAUCCGCCCAAGGAGCCAUAUGCUUCUUCACCAAAUCAAGCUCCUCCAAACCAACAAGGUGGGAGAUUUGAAGGAAUCCUCCAACAGAUCAUGGAUGGCCAGAAGAGAAACACUAAAGAGAUGUAUGAGAAGAUGGACACUUUGUUCAGCAAUCUCAACACCAAGUAUGAUGCUGUUGCCACUCAUGUGAAGAAACUAGAGACUCAAGUCACUCAAACUAUGGAAGCUGUUAAGAGACAGGAAGCUGAAUCCAAGAAGUCCUUUUGCAACUCAGCCGCCAUAGAAGAAAGAUUUGAAGACCAAGUUCCAGAAUGGAUGCUUUCAAAACCUACUGUUGAUUGCAUGAUUUGGCCUGAAGAGAAUUACCCAGAGAGAGAGUCCAAUCGAGCUAGAAAGAGAAGACUCUUCCCAAAGAUUAUCCCCAAGACAGAUAACUCAGGAAAGUUUGUGUGCCUUGUAUCAUCAAAGAUUGGAAAUUGCUCUAUCCCUACUGAUUUCCAGAUUGUGGAAAUGAGAGAGAGUAGCCAUAGACCUCUCAUAUUUGGAACCCCUUUCCUGUCUACUGUGGGUGCCAUAUUUGAUUUCCCCAAUCAAAGAAUCUCUUUCAACAAGGUGAACAAGGGUAUGUUCUUCCCUAUGUGUUCAACAAAGAACUCUUUUGUUGACAUGGUCCAAGAGGAGAAAGUUACUUUGAAGCCACCCCAAGAAGGAGAAACUGAAGAAACAAUCAAGGAAGAUCCCAUUCCUAAGCCCAAGCAGCUUGCCAAACAAGCAAGGAGUAAGACUAAGGCCCCUACACCAAAACCGCCCAAGGGAUCAACCAAGAUUGAAGAUGAGGCCAAGCCAAGAAGAAGGUUAGAAAGCCUAGGCAGUAGUGCCAAGGGACAUUCAUGGAGAGAUUGUCUAUCCAGCUGUGAAUCACCCACCAGAUACUCAUUGCAAGGAGAAAAGACUUGGAGGAUCAAAGAUGCCUCUUGUCUCCAUCUUCUCCUGAGCGCCAAGCCUUACAGUCAAGCUAAAGACUUAAAACAAGCGCUGCAUGGGAGGCAACCCAUGAGGAUAGAAGGAGAAAAAGGUGUGAAAACACAAUCCGCGCCAAACAUUGGCCGCGGACGCGCAAAAAUUUUGGCCGAGCAAUUUCCAACCGGGCCGACCGUUACGGUCGAGCCGGGAAGGAACGGCUUGCUCGGCCGGAUUGAUCUAUCGCGACAAAACCGUUCGCGCGGCACGCACGAACCGGGAAAGAAAGGCCGCGAUCGGCCGAAUUUCGUAUCGGAACGGACCGACCGUGCCGGUCGAUCCGGGAAACAAACGAUCGGCCUCGGCCGAAAUUCUCGUCCAUUCGAAUUUGGCCGACCAAAUCGCUCGACCGCGACAAAUCCAUCGGCCAUCGGCCCAAAACUUUUCUCGGCCAAGGUAAGUCCCCUUUUCAUUUAA
This is a messenger RNA of Microthlaspi erraticum, 2688 nucleotides long. NCBI's taxonomy places the organism in Eukaryota, Viridiplantae, Streptophyta, Magnoliopsida, Brassicales, Brassicaceae. The record is from the annotation of a GenBank genome assembly.